CUACUCUCGCCUUUUCCCUUCUCAUUCCCGGCUAGAUUAGCAACACAGUUUAGCAGUUUAGCUUAUGUACACUGCAGGAGUGAAUAAAAAGUACGUGUAAAUUGUGGGUAAAAAAGUCCACCAGUGAAGAUGUCGACCGCUCUUGAGAGUUACAUCAACCGGACUGUCGCCAUUAUUACAUCAGAUGGACGAAUGAUUGUGGGAACGCUAAAAGGCUUCGACCAGACGAUCAACCUCAUCCUAGAUGAAAGCCAUGAGCGUGUGUUCAGCUCCUCCCAGGGAGUGGAGCAGGUGGUGCUGGGGUUGUACAUCGUCCGAGGAGAUAAUGUGGCUGUUAUCGGUGAAAUCGAUGAGGAAACAGACUCUGCAUUGGAUCUCGGCAAUAUAAGGGCAGAACCCCUUAACUCUGUAGUUCACUAAGUUUUCCCCAGUGUGUAAAAGUAAAGACUGAUUCAAACCACAUCCACAUGAUUUUUCACUGGAUCCCCCUUUCACUAGUUCCUCCUCCACCUGAUUGGAGUGUCUGCAGAAAUGAAAUAGAAAUUCAUGUUGCUUUUUUUUUAAAUGCCUAACUUUUUUACGUGUGUGAAAAUGUGAGAAAAUAAAUUGUAAAAGGUU
This is a messenger RNA of Clarias gariepinus (North African catfish), 618 nucleotides long. RefSeq names its product LSM8 homolog, U6 small nuclear RNA associated (gene lsm8). NCBI's taxonomy places the organism in Eukaryota, Metazoa, Chordata, Actinopteri, Siluriformes, Clariidae. The record is from RefSeq and is a predicted model, not a curated record. The transcript is spliced from 4 exons. Gene Ontology annotation, biological process: mRNA splicing, via spliceosome. Gene Ontology annotation, molecular function: RNA binding. The coding region runs from base 130 to 420 and encodes 96 amino acids. Gene Ontology annotation, cellular component: U4/U6 x U5 tri-snRNP complex; U6 snRNP; precatalytic spliceosome.